AUGGACCACCAUCGCCAACUCUCCGUUUCUUCCAUUGCAUCCUCGUCGACGACGUCCAGUACUAGUAGCACUGAGUCCUCUCCUAGGAGACGUCGACCACUUCCGCUCAUUCCACACCCCUUGUCAUGCAAGUCAUGUCGCAGCUGCAUAACAUCGGUAGAUGUCAUUCUGCCGCAAGCAGCAAUUCCAAACUCUCGCGGGUUCAAGGGCUUUGCGGGCAAAGCCUCAUUAUUCAGCGAAGUUUAUCAUGUAACACUAUCAAAGCCCGGUGUACACCUUAUGUCAACGGGAGCCCAUACCAUGCAGGAAAUCGUCUGCUCAACUUGCGACGCUUAUCUGGGCUGGAAGAUAGUUAAAGCUCACAGCCGUUCCGAGCGAUGGAAAGAAGGAUAUAACAUGUUAGAGCUAGAAAAGCUUCACGGUGGAAAAGUAGAAGCGCAACUAGUGCAAGCGGCCCUUCGACCUAGAAUACGCUCAGACUCGGAUUCCGAUGACAGCAAUUGA
Molecule: messenger RNA, 504 nt
Organism: Pleurotus ostreatus (oyster mushroom)
Lineage: Eukaryota; Fungi; Basidiomycota; Agaricomycetes; Agaricales; Pleurotaceae
Exons: 3
Coding region: 1-504 (167 amino acids)
Source: RefSeq, a predicted model, not a curated record